This is a messenger RNA of Syngnathus typhle (broad-nosed pipefish), 1534 nucleotides long. RefSeq names its product brain protein I3 (gene bri3). Lineage: Eukaryota; Metazoa; Chordata; Actinopteri; Syngnathiformes; Syngnathidae. The record is from RefSeq and is a predicted model, not a curated record. The coding region runs from base 402 to 797 and encodes 131 amino acids. The transcript is spliced from 3 exons.
GAACCGAUCAUCACAUGAUUCCUCUCUUGUGACAAUCGACAGAUGAGGGGGGAAGCUUGCCUGAGUUGAGCAGAGUUACAAUGCGCUUUGGUGACAGCUGAAUGUCGUUGUAGCGCCCAAGAAGCAACGAUGGAACUCAGUUAGCUGUCGGAGCAUUCCUGUGUCGACGUUGAUGUUGUAAACUGGGCUUUGAUGUGUCGCGAGGGACAAAGUUGGCGCAUGGAGCGCGACCAACUUUCGUUUUUGACGAAACGUCGUUUUUUGUAAACCAGUGUCGUGUCGUUUAUUCUUUUCUUUUUUUUUUUUUUUUGCGGAGGCCGACAGCAAACUGUUGAAGUCGUGAACGCAUCUCGGCGUCCUUCCCAUAAAGUUAGGUGGCACGCCGGACAACUCUGGCUGACAUGGUGGACAACAAACCCAUUCUUCAGGACAGACCUCCCGCCUACAACACUGUCCCUGGGGCUUACGAGUAUGGCCCGCAGCAGCAGCAGCAACAGCCGCCGCACGGCUACGGGGCUAUCCCCGCCGUAGCGCCGCCGCCUUACCAAUACCCACCCGGCGGCCAUGGCCAAUUGGGAGCGGCCGUGUCCCAUCAGCCCUACGCCGGAACUUAUACGGUCAUUCAACCCUCCGUUGUGGUGGUAGGAGGAUGCCCAGCCUGCAGAGUUGGCGUUCUGGAAGACGAUUUCACCUGCCUGGGAAUCCUGUGUGCCAUCUUCUUCUUUCCACUGGGCAUCCUCUUCUGCUUCGCCCUGCGGCAGAGGCGAUGUCCCAACUGCGGCGCCACCUUUGGAUAGAUCAAUCCAACAAACGUGUCAACUCAAGCACAAGGCACUAAAAGAGUGCCACUUAGGCUUUGUGGUGAAAUUUCAGGAGGAAGCUAAAAUGCGGCGUGACCUUUUCACCCUCGCAACAACGAGGCACUCUAAGCCCCCCCCCCCCCCCACACACACACACACACACGCACACACACAAAUGCUAUCGCUGACACAGAACAUGCAAAAAUGUAGACUCGGAUCAUUAUAUUUUAGAACCAGUAAUUUCUUUAUCAAUCAUGAACUGAAGCAAUAUAUAUUUUUUUUAGUUCAGGUUGAGCUCAGUGCUGCUGACCAAGCCCAUAUUUUUGUAAGGACAACCAGGAAGGAAGGACGUAAACAAAAUGGACAGCUGCCCGCAGAGUAUUUUUUCCUAAAUUUGUUUCUGGGGGCCAUAUUUGCACUGAUGGUUGAUGAUUCUGCUCGCUUUUGCUUUUGUUUCCCUGUUGCAUCUUCAGGGCCAAAAACACCGACCUCAGGUACUUUCACCUCCAUCACUGUUUGAAAAGUGGACUCUUCAUGUUGAGAGUGCAGAAAUUAUUCAGAUAAAUGAAACAGCUGGAUUUGUCUCAGUGGCCCCUUCUUCUUCGGCAAGACAAUCAAAACAUGUCGUCGUUGUCUUCCAUCCCAGCAAAGGUGUCAUCUUCUAUAGAAAAAGAAAAAUGUCUUUUGGAAAAAAACGUAUUUGCUUUUGGAAAUAAACACUACGCAUGCUCGUU